CCGGCCUUAGUUUUUCUCUUCUCCUUUUCUUUUCAUGUUGGAAAGAAAAGGAAACGCACCUAUCAACUGUGAACGUAAUUCCUUUUGUAAAUGCUCAUUUAUGGAUUUAUAUAAAUUAAUAACUCUUUAAUUAUUACGAAAAUGGCAAAAUGAUACAGGAUUUUUCUAUUAAUAUAAUCCGUUCUAUUUGCCCAUGAAAGAUGAUACGAUUAUUAUUAGACACCCUGUAUAUCUCUAUGACAAGAUCGUCAUGGUUACCGCUUGUAAACGUCUAGCAAUAGUCAUCCACUUGUCGAAUGUACCGUAAGACCUGGUUUAAAGCGGUUUACAGAAACUUUCCAAUACCGUGAUGUUUGUACUGUAGUGUAUGUUUCUUCCUAUGCUAAGUAAUAAAUAGAAUGGAUUGGGCUAGCGAUCUCGAAGUCACAUCGAAAAAGCUAAUACCUCGUCUAGGUAGACGUGCAGGUCAGAAUAAUUUGCAGGAAGAGAAUAAGUCUGAUGAUGAUCUUUUAGAAAGUCCUAUUUCCUUGUCGUCUGGAAAGUCUGUAUCUAUGCAGAGACCUAUAGUUCCACCUCGAUCAAGGAAAACUGGCUGGGGUGAUGAAUUGAAAAGUGGCAAAUCAAAGACGGCAUCAAAUAUCAUUGAACAGGAGCGUUUUCGAGUAAUUGAAAAAGAGGAGCAAGAAGAUGAUAUUCCAGUUAUACCAGAUUUGGAUGAAAUUCAGGAAGAUAAUAUUUCGUCUGAGAUUGCAAGCGCACCUACAGUUAAUGCAAAUAGAGUGACUGCAUAUGAAGAAUUGGACACUGAUCUAGUGAAAAAUGCUGCGUAUACGUCAUUAGACGGCGUCAGCCUUUCUCUUCUCGCAGACAGGCUGUACAAUGAGAAUUUAGUGAAAGAACCAGACGAAGUUUGGAAUUGGAAUCUUCUCUUUACGCAAAUUUCUUCAGAAAUUAAUAGCGAGAUGCAAAAAAAGAUUGAGGCUUAACAACGCGUCAAAUCACGAGUUUUUGAAAACAAUACUAAAAUAUUGGAGAAUGGAUAUAAUAAUGAUCGUCUUAUUUAUGAUACUUUAACAUAUUAUAUUUAAAAAACUUCUGCUAAAUACAAUUUUAAAAAAAACUCAAUAUUUACAAUACAUACAUAAGAGUAAAAUCAUGGUAUGUUUAUUUCGAUACCAUAUUUUCUACAAACCUAUACUUCCUAAUUCUUUAUAUUUAUUUUCUUAUUCUCAUUCAUUGUGUCUGAUUCCCAUAUAUAAUAGUUACUCGUAUAUGAUAAUUAUCGAGACUGUAAUUUGAAUUCUCAAAAUCCAAAUUCAUUAAAUUGAAUAUGUAUUGUGAACUCAGAUUUGAUUAAAGUGUAUAAAGAA
Molecule: messenger RNA, 1370 nt
Organism: Pogonomyrmex barbatus (red harvester ant)
Lineage: Eukaryota; Metazoa; Arthropoda; Insecta; Hymenoptera; Formicidae
Gene: IFT43
Product: intraflagellar transport 43
Biological process (GO): intraciliary retrograde transport
Cellular component (GO): cilium; intraciliary transport particle A
Source: RefSeq, a predicted model, not a curated record